Messenger RNA from Phascolarctos cinereus (koala), 1259 nucleotides. RefSeq names its product radial spoke head 1 homolog. Gene Ontology annotation, biological process: spermatid development; axoneme assembly. The record is from RefSeq and is a predicted model, not a curated record. Lineage: Eukaryota; Metazoa; Chordata; Mammalia; Diprotodontia; Phascolarctidae. Gene Ontology annotation, cellular component: motile cilium; nucleus.
GCCUGCUCCUCCCAGCCAACUAGUCCCCCUCUCUUCCCCCCUUUUUGUAUCCAUUGUUCUCCUUCAGCCCCUAGGUUUUGGCCACGCCUCUUCUCACCUCCCACUACGAACACUUUCUCCUCCUCCCCAGGAAAGGAGAUCUAGAGGUUGGGAGGUGAUUACUACAGGGGUGAAGGCGCGAGCUCCCUUAGCCCUCCUCAUAACGAGGUGACUGUUAACAGAAAAGUGUCGAUCUGCAGGGACUAAACCCGCAGGAGGCAGGAUUGUGGUGGUGGUGGUGAUGAAGUCAUGUCGGAUCUGGGCUCUGAGGAGAUAGAGGAGGAGAGGGAGAAUUAUCUCGGGGAAUAUGAAGGAGACCGCAAUGAGGCAGGUGAACGACAUGGAAAAGGGAAGGCAAUAUUGCCCAAUGGGGAUGUAUAUGAUGGACAAUAUGAAUUUGGUAAAAGACAUGGUCAGGGGACUUACAGAUUUAAGAAUGGUGCACGAUACAUUGGAGAAUACCAACAAAAUAAAAAACAUGGUCAAGGCUUGUUUAUCUAUCCAGAUGGAUCAAAAUAUGAAGGAGACUGGGCAGAUGACCAAAGGCAUGGCCAUGGAGUUUAUUACUAUGUAAAUAGUGAUACAUACACUGGAGAAUGGUUUGCUCACCAAAGGCAGGGGCAAGGCACAUAUGUCUAUGCUGAGACUGGCUCUCAGUAUGUUGGUACUUGGUUAAAUGGACAACAGGAGGGAUCAGGAGAAUUCAUUCACCUCAACCACAGAUACCAGGGCAAGUUCGUAAAUAAAAAUCCAAUGGGCCCUGGAAAGUAUAUUUUUGAUAUUGGAUGCGAACAGCAUGGUGAAUAUAAACUUUCAGAUAUGGAAACAGUGGAAGAGGAAGAGGAAGAAGAAGCUUCAACUGCUCUUCCAAAGUGGAAAGCUCAAAAAAUUAGCCCAUUAGAACUCUGGAAACCAGAUCCUGUGGAAGAGCCACCACAGCCUGAUGUGGCCCCAGUGCCAGAGGAGCCACAAGCUUCCUUGGAAACCAGUGAAGCGCCUGAGGAUGUUCAACCUCUUACUGACUAUUCAGAAGCAGAAGACCUUGAAGGAGUAAUGAAACAGGGAGAAGAAAUUGAAGAAGUGAGCGAAAGCAGAGAGGAAGCAUCAAAUGAGGAAGAGGAAGAGGAAGGAAGAUGAUCAGCAUCACCAGAUUAAAAUGAACAGACUGACAGAAAAAGAGCACAUGUUGUGCAUAUAAAUUAUAGCAAUCUCAUUUACCU